CUGUGCUCGUCUCAGCCAGCCAACCUACAAGCCAUGCCGAACAAUAGCAGCGGCGGUAGCAUCUCGAAUAGCAUAAACACAGCCCACGCCGGGGACGGCAGCCAGGCCCCGAUGAUUUUCGCUGGGAACGAGAGCAGGCUCUCACCAACGUCUGUAUCGCCACCCCUACACACACAGAAUGCAGAAAUGAAGCAAACCUCAAUGGGCAACGUAGACAAGAUGCCGAGUCCGAAGUUUGGCCUUGUCCCAGCGGGAGGCGAGGGCAGCUUCAGUACGUCGUGGCUCGAUCCAUUCAUGCCCCAAGACCCGGCCAGCCUCGGCUUCGCGAAUCACCCCCUGCCUCUUGCCCUGCUCGGCUCGCCGUUCGACCCUCAUCGCCAGCAGCCGUCGGGCAUUCCCGGUGACGUAACCCAUCUGAUGAUGCCAAACCCGGCGCCCGCCGUGUGGCCGACAUGCGUGUCGCCCUCGCAGGCUUUCUACUCCUCUGAUCAACAAACCACGACAACACCCACGACGUCGCAUCUUUAUGACAGCCACGAAUGCUUCUCUCCCGAUACCGCCCCGACCACGAUCGAGCAUGCGAACCUCGGCAGGGACUGGGACGGAAUGCCGAUCUACAGCGACGAUACGCAAUUCCUGCUCCCCGAGCUUGGACAGGACUUCAACGCGCAGCGUCGGUACUCGGUAGACUCUGAAGUGCCGACGCUCUACUCUGCGGACAGCCCACCCAUGGACCCCGAGGCUGGGGUAGACCAGAAGCCCCUGACCAGCCACGACAUGCAGCGGAGCUACUCGGACCCGGCCGCCGUCACCUCAACUGUGGCCCGCGAGGCGACCCUCUCCUCAUCACUGUCGCCGCCGCGGCGGUCCCUCCGUAAGCUCCCCACGCGAUUCCGCCACUCCAAGGCAACCUCCCCCUCCUCCUCCUCCUCCGUCGCCGCCAACGCCAUCGUCGCGCCGGCGGCGACCCUCCCGGCCGGCAGCGUCCCCGUCCCGUCGGCGCUGCAGGAGCGGACGUGGCAGAACUGGGCGCCCUGGAUCAACUCCCUGCCCGACGACGACCUCAAGGCGCUCGAGACGCGGCAGCUGCACCCGCUCCGCUACUCGCCCGGCAUGACGCAGGAGCAGCGCAACCUGACGGACCUGGCCAACGAGCGCAUGAUGGCGGCCAAGAACUUCAAGCGCCGCCAGAUCAACAACGCCGCCGCCGCCCGCUCCCGCGCCCGCAAGAACGAGGCCCUCGACGCCGCACGCCGCGACGCCGACGACCAGGCCCGCCGCUGCGACGAGGCCGUCGCCGAGGCUGAGGGCCUGCGGGGCCGCCUGGCCGGCGCCGAGGCGGCGCUCGAGGUCGCCAGGGCCGAGAACGAGGCCCUGAGGGCGAAGCUGGCUAAGGUGGACGGCUCCGAGAUGUAG
Molecule: messenger RNA, 1416 nt
Organism: Gaeumannomyces tritici R3-111a-1
Lineage: Eukaryota; Fungi; Ascomycota; Sordariomycetes; Magnaporthales; Magnaporthaceae
Exons: 1
Coding region: 34-1416 (460 amino acids)
Source: RefSeq, a predicted model, not a curated record